Molecule: messenger RNA, 2013 nt
Organism: Salarias fasciatus (jewelled blenny)
Lineage: Eukaryota; Metazoa; Chordata; Actinopteri; Blenniiformes; Blenniidae
Gene: tnfrsf19
Product: tumor necrosis factor receptor superfamily, member 19
Exons: 10
Coding region: 209-1282 (357 amino acids)
Biological process (GO): positive regulation of JNK cascade; positive regulation of canonical NF-kappaB signal transduction
Cellular component (GO): plasma membrane
Molecular function (GO): signaling receptor activity; protein binding
Source: RefSeq, a predicted model, not a curated record
GCUGCCUGUGAAGCUCGAGCCUGCGCGGCUCUCAGUCCGGAGCCGAGCCGAGCCGUGCGGGGCUGUGCGGGGCUGUGCGGGGCUGGAGCUGCAGCGCUGACAUGGUGAGCGGACCGGUGCGGGAAUCACGCCACCAGCCGACUUCCAGGAUCCCUCACUUCGACCGCCAGGCUCCGCGUUAGCAGCUGCAAACAAGUGAGUCAUUAAAAUGGUCCGGAUGCUUCAACACACCUUGUCACUGGUGCUAACCGUGCACGUCCUGUAUUCCACUUUGAUUCACGUGCAAGCCGAGGAGGAGACGCGGGAAUGCAGAGAGCUGGAGUACAAGGACCGUUUUGGGAACUGUAAGCCCUGCAAGCAGUGCGAUGCGGGACAGGAGCUUUCAAAGGAAUGUGGCUUUGGUUAUGGAGAGGAUGCCCGGUGCGUGCCCUGCCGGAGCAGUCGCUUCAAAGAGGACCGGAGCCAGCAGAAGUGCAAGCCCUGCCUGGACUGUGGGCUCAUCAACCGCUUCCAGAAGGGCAACUGCUCCACCACCAGCAACGCCGUGUGCGGCGACUGUCUGCCAGGAUUUUACAGGAAGACUAAAUUAAGCGGCUUCCAGGACAUGGAGUGCAUACCUUGUGGGGACCCUCCGCCUCCGUAUGAGCCCAACUGCAUCGGGCAUGUGAACCAGGUGCCGCUGCCCUCGGUGGUGACGAGCCCGCGGGACAUGGCGCUGGCGGCGGUCAUCUGCAGCGCGCUGGCCACGGUGCUGCUGGCCCUGCUGGUCCUGUGUGUCAUCUACUGCAAGAGGCAGCUGCUGGAGAAGAAGCCCAGCGCUGCCUCCCUCAGGUCUCCAGACUGCCCCUACACUGGGGCGGAGCUGUCCUGCCUGGACGCCCGUUGGCUCCAUGAUUACCCCCAGAGACCCUGCUGCCAGUGCCACCUGGGCCCCGGACACAGCUGCGGUCCGGUCCACCUGAUCCCGUCUCUGUGCUGUGAUGAGAGCUGCAGCUUCGGCCACAGCCAGGGCAGCAGCGCAUUCCAGUCUCAGGCGAGUCUCAGUGACAGGAACACCGACCUGAACGAAGAGGGCGGCCCGACGCGGCUGGAGGGACACCCCCAGCCCCCGGCAGAGGAGAGAUGGGAGGUGGAGGGAGGAGAGGAAGAGGAGGCGGCGGAGGAGGAGGAGGAGGAGAAGGAGGAGAAGGACGGAGAGAUCAGGGAGAAUUCACCUGAAAGGAGCGAAGCUGUGACCGAUGCACUUCUUCCCAAACACCAUGCUGUGACUCAGGACGGAUGACACGGAUUUCUCUGGCUUGCGUUCCACCCUUGAACCACCCCGGACCCAACAACAGCCACGGCCAAGAUCCCCGUCUCAGAUUACCCACUUGUCCGCCCUCCCCUCCGCCUCUCCCGCACAAACCCAGCGGCAGCCACUCGCGAGCGCGGCGCCUGGAAUGCCUGCAGCUGACCCCGGAGCCGAACGUCUCUACAUACAUGUACGAGGAAAACAAACAAACAAACAAACAAACAAACAAACAGAAUGUGAACUUAUUGGCCCAGAAGGUUUAAAAAACAAAAAAAACAAAAAAAAAAAAAAAAUCACAUGAAGUUCAAACGUCAGAGGAGAGCCGACUUAUUACGGCGGAGCGAAGUGAAAGCACAUGAUCCUCCGCUCCGCCUGGAGAAUGUCUCGGACCUUUCACAUGUAGGAGAAGAGGAACUGUAGCGCUCAGCCAGCAGCUGGUGUGAUGAAGCUUUUGUGUGUAAAAGGUUGUGAAGCUCAAAGCGUGAAGAAGAAGAAGAAGUUGCACAUCGAAGACAAUCUUGACGAAACGGAGCGAGUUAAGACGAGGAAUGUCCACCUGAUAAAUGUGUUGUAGAUACUGUAAAAUAGUAAAUAGGUUGAUAUUUUUGUAACAUAGACAUGACUGACAUGUUUUCGCUUCCUCCCUUCCAGUUAUAGUGUUGACGGUAGUGAAUUGUCACUUCCACGCAUCGUUGUAAAUAAAGCACACGAACAAGUUUCCA